AUGACCACCCGUUUCCUCCUCCGGCAGACCAUCCCCAUCCGCAGCCGCUCCAUUGGCCUCCCCCGCAUCCGCGCCGCGACCACUCACGCCGCCGCGACCACCUCAACCGCCGCCCCCGCCGCCCCUCCCCCCCCCACACCAGCGGGCACGAUCCCCACGACCACCUCAGCCGCGCACGAGCUGCUAGUCUCGCAGCGCCUCUCGCGGCCAUUGUCACCACACCUAAGCAUCUACCAGCCGCAGCUGACAUGGUACGGUUCAGCGGCAAACCGUAUCACGGGCGUGGCUUUAUCCGGUCUGAUCUACGGCUACUUCAUCGGGUACGGUCUCGGGGUGCCUGGAUUCGACGUUGCCAGCCUGGCCUCGUCGGUUGCGGCGCUGCCUUGGGCGGUGAAAGUCGCGGGGAAAGUGGCGGUUGCGUUGCCGUUCACCUAUCACUCGCUGAAUUCCCUCAGGCAUCUCGCCUGGGAUAUGGCGAGGCUGCUGGAUAUUAGGGAUGUCUAUCGUACGGGCUAUGCCGUCCUGGCGCUGACGGCGGUGGUGUCGGUUUGGUUGGUUUCUUUGUAG
Tricharina praecox is the source of this 567-nucleotide messenger RNA. Its product is annotated as succinate dehydrogenase cytochrome b560 subunit. The record is from RefSeq and is a predicted model, not a curated record. The coding region runs from base 1 to 567 and encodes 188 amino acids. NCBI's taxonomy places the organism in Eukaryota, Fungi, Ascomycota, Pezizomycetes, Pezizales, Pyronemataceae. The transcript has 2 exons. Gene Ontology annotation, cellular component: membrane. Gene Ontology annotation, biological process: tricarboxylic acid cycle; mitochondrial electron transport, succinate to ubiquinone. Gene Ontology annotation, molecular function: succinate dehydrogenase activity; electron transfer activity.